Molecule: messenger RNA, 1935 nt
Organism: Aureobasidium vineae
Lineage: Eukaryota; Fungi; Ascomycota; Dothideomycetes; Dothideales; Saccotheciaceae
Source: the annotation of a GenBank genome assembly
AUGUCGUCAAGACUCGACAUAAACAGCCUGCUCACCCGACUGCCAAACGAGACUCAACAACAAGCCGCCAACUACGCUGCCAUUCCUGGAGCAACCAUGACUACUCCGAUGGACAUAGACGCGUCCAAAGACCCCUCGAUACCGCCCUCCGAUGGUUCAUCUCCAUUUCUCGGCCUGCCUCGCGAGUUGCGCCGUACCAUCUUCGCUUACAUCUUGCCGCCCAAAGAUAAGGUUGUUGAGCCUAACAAUAGGACACCCAGCCAGCCUCAAGCUGCGACGCCUGUUGUGCCUGCCGCACCUGUUGCGCCUGUUGUACCUGUCAUGCCCGUCGCGCCCGCUGGCCACAUCACUUUUGCUGCUCUUAACCAAAUGAUGACGGCUUCCCAGAAUGCUCAAGCUUUGGCAGCCCAUGCUUUGGCAACUCAUGUGGCUCAGAACGUGGCACAAGGAACUGUCGCCGCGAGACGGAAGGAAGUCAAGGCCAAACAAGCAGGGAAGAGCCCUACUCUGGCUGUCGGAGAUGCUCUGGUCCUCUGUAAGCAAGUUGCUGCAGAGAUCUUAAUCACACUAUAUGAAGAGCGCACAUUCGCCGUCAAUGUCUAUGAAGGCAUCUCGGAUGGUGGCAUCGAGUUUCUCAACUCGGGUCGCCAGCGUCUUCAGUAUCGCGAGCACUUCACUCAGGUACGUUUCAAGCGCUUCGAGGGUCCCGACGAUCCUUUCGGCUUUUCACGUAUCAAACGCCUUCUGGUUCGCGUCUAUCCAGCGACCGAGGCAGCCUCGGAGCACAAGAACAGUCGUCACGAUGCCAUGCACGCCCACUUCAUGAUUCGCGCCCUCGUCAAACUCCUCAAGCAUGAUGACAAGUUUGGCUUGACACGCCUGCAAAUCCGCUUUGUUGAGCCUCGAAACACUCUCUGGAGACCCAAUCCCUGGCAGAACACAUCGAACUUGUCCCUUCGCAGCUCCUCAAUUCAUGAUAUACCGGCCGUCGAAGUCAUCCUACGCGGCCUGUUCGAGUUGCGUCAAGUUCAUACUGCAGUCUGCGAGCUACCUCCUCGCUUAUACCGAGACCAGGCUCUGAGCGACUUCGUCGACCGCCUACAAGACACCAUUACUGGCAAGCUUCAUCCCAGCACAAUGGACGAUGAGAUUGCCGCCAAAAUUCNNGAGGGCGCAAGGGACAUGCUUGACGACUGGAUUCAUACCACCAUGUUCGGCACCAAGGCCUCGAAAGCCAUGCCUACAGCUCUCGAAGACUUUAACUUUGACGACGUGCAAGAUGUCGAUAACUUCGACUACUACCCAGAUGAAGACGAUUUCUUCGAGCUACGCGGUCCCUUCAACAACACAGCGGAUCAUUCCGCGGCUGGUGACUGCUCGCCUGCGCUCCGCGACGCCUAUGAGGGACGUGUCGCGAGUGUCCAUGACAGAGAUGAUGAGAAUCACGAAACCCGACCUCGUGCUGCCGCCAACAACAGACUAUCGCGAUUGGCCAGAAGCAACCCCAACAACGAUAGACCUGUUCGUACUCGCUCGACAAAGCGCUCAGUACGAAACUCGCCGCUAGACUCUUCCAGUCGUGAAUCUAGCGGAGGAGCCUCACUUCUUGGGAUGAUAACCAUUGGCGACGCCGCCUGGCCUAAUUUGAGCUCGUUGGUUGAUACUAAUGACGUAUCGACUGAGCAUCGCAGAACUCUUCCACCAGAACAUCAUGCUAGCAACUAUGGAUCUGUUGCCAGACCUCAAACACAAAAUUNNUCACUAUUCUGGAGGAGAAUGAGAACGGCGAAUUCGAACUUAAAUCUGACUCCUCGGCACAAGCCUAUUGGAAGUUACACAAUGGAACAAGGGGAAGACUGGGAUGAAGGUAAAGAUCAGACUACAGAUGGAAAAGUGUACAACAUGGCUCUCAGAUCUGAAUGGAAGCUAGCAUAA